UGGUGCUCGGAUACGAACUACGAGAUGGUGAACUUAGUCAAUGCCGCAGGCGAACGUUUCCCGAGAGACAAGCUACUCCUCUGCGAUGGCCACCUGACUUCAGGCCUGCGCCAAGACACUAAACACAUCGCAUUUCGGAAUGCUUUCCCUUACGACCAACGCUGGACGAGGCCACGCGCUCAUCGUCCAAUCCUUGCGCGUCCUUAGCGCUCCUUAUCUGCAAGAAAUGCAGCUCUCUGCCCUCGGCCUUACGCACGCACCUGCUCCAUACAUCGUCGACAACAUAUCCUCCCGCAUUGCCGCCUCCGCGCUGUGUGCGAACGGGAGUAGACUGGGUCUGCACAGCGCACGAUACACCGGCACAAUCUCACACUUCCCAAGCUUUGAAUGCACGCCAACGGACUUGGGGAGGCAGACACACGUGCGUCGGGCAAAACGUCCCCUAGCGACGACAAGGGGUGCGCUGCGGGUAGAUAGAGCCAUCUGGCAAGACAGCGAAGGAGCUGGCGCAAGUACUCCAGUGAAACAGGCUAUUGAGAGAGGCAACAGAGCAUGAGGCCCUCAGCUUUCGCCGAUACGCGAGGAAUGCGGGCGCACCUUCCAUG
This is a messenger RNA of Fomitopsis serialis, 605 nucleotides long. RefSeq lists its product as uncharacterized. The record is from RefSeq and is a predicted model, not a curated record. The transcript is spliced from 2 exons. Lineage: Eukaryota; Fungi; Basidiomycota; Agaricomycetes; Polyporales; Fomitopsidaceae. Bases 140 to 556 code for a protein of 138 amino acids.